Molecule: messenger RNA, 3699 nt
Organism: Serpula lacrymans var. lacrymans S7.9
Lineage: Eukaryota; Fungi; Basidiomycota; Agaricomycetes; Boletales; Serpulaceae
Product: ATP-dependent RNA helicase
Exons: 21
Coding region: 70-3699 (1209 amino acids)
Biological process (GO): nuclear-transcribed mRNA catabolic process, 3'-5' exonucleolytic nonsense-mediated decay
Cellular component (GO): Ski complex
Molecular function (GO): ATP binding; RNA helicase activity; RNA binding
Source: RefSeq, a predicted model, not a curated record
GUUCGUACAUUUUUUGGCCGAGGGAUACCGUAUCGCUCAACCAGCGUCAUCAUACGAUAGUGCACAGGGAUGGAAGAGUCACAAGAUCUUCUGAUCAGCCAAAUACUGCAGCCAAGUAAGGGCAAUAGUGAUGACUUGCUAGAGAAAAUCGGACUGGGCGGUAUACCGUCUCGCGAACAAGUAUAUCAAGAAAUCGAAGAAAAAUUGCUAUUACCUCCUAGCACUUUACCCGAAAACUGGCUUUCAACUUACCAGAUACAUUGGCAACGCGAAGUUUCAGUCCCUUCUUUGUUGACGUAUGAACCUUCUCCACCGCCAACAUCUCUUACAUUCGUCCGUUCAGGGCUGCAAGGUCAUGUCACCGGUUAUGCAGAAACUCCUAAUCCACAUGUAUCCACAGGUCUUACUUCUACUUCGAUGGACCGUGCUCCUGGCCCUAGUAAAAACUUCGUAAGAGGAAAAUCGGGUCACGUCCCUUUCUGGCCAGGAGGUUUGGAAGAUGUUAUCUCGAGUUCGGGAAAUAGUUCUAUUGAAUCUGCAAAGGGGCUGAGGACUGUCCCGCCUGGUUUCACUAGAGGCCUCCGUCUACCUGGAGACGAUUUUGAAGACGAAGCACUUGCCCAAUUCGAUGAAAAAAUCAAUGCAGAGGGCAUUAAAGAGAGUGAUAUGCGAACGCAUCUAAGACCCACCAAAACUACUCGACGAACUAGAUUAGCAACUAUUAUCAAGCGAGAUUGGGCUCAUGUUGUUGAUAUCAAUAAACCGAUGACUAACUUCCGUGAACUGGUGCCAGAGAUGGCUCACGAAUAUCCGUUCGAACUGGAUACCUUCCAGAAAGAGGCAGUAUACCAUCUGGAGAUGGGCGACUCUGUUUUUGUCGCCGCUCACACCUCCGCUGGAAAAACUGUAGUUGCUGAAUAUGCCAUUGCCUUGGCUGAGAAGCAUAUGACCCGAGCAAUCUAUACAUCUCCUAUCAAGGCGCUUUCCAAUCAGAAGUUCCGAGAUUUCAAGCAAACCUUUUCCUCUUCUUCGGUUGGUAUUCUGACCGGAGACGUACAGAUUAACCCCGAAGCAAGUUGUCUUGUGAUGACCACGGAAAUUCUGCGCAGCAUGCUAUACAAAGGAGCUGAUCUUAUCCGCGAUGUUGAAUUCGUCAUCUUUGACGAAGUGCACUAUGUCAAUGAUGCAGAGAGAGGCGUGGUAUGGGAAGAAGUAAUCAUCAUGCUUCCUGAUCACGUUAACAUCAUUCUAUUAUCUGCAACCGUCCCAAACACAAAGGAAUUUGCCGAUUGGGUUGGACGCACUAAAAAAAAAGAUAUAUAUGUAAUCUCAACAGCACAACGGCCUGUGCCUCUGGAGCAUUAUAUUUAUGCUGGAAGGGAAACAUUCAAAAUUGUAGACGCAAAUCGAAGAUGGAUUUCUGAAGGGUACAAAGAUGCAGGAGAGGCCCUGAAAAGGAAACAGGAUAAAGCGCGCGAAGCUGCUGGAUUGCCGCCAGUACAGCGGGUUGGCGCUCGUGGUGCAGCCCCACGAGGUGGCCAAAGGGGAGGGACGCCAACCAGAGGCGGACAAAGAGGUGCUACUCCGAACAACAGGGGAGCACCUCCUGGGCGUGGAGGAGGACCAUCACGUAUUAUUCAUACUGGGGCUGACAAGAAUCUAUAUGUGCAUUUGCUCAAUCAUCUACAGAAGAAGACACUACUACCUGUUGUGGUCUUCACGUUCUCCAAGAAGAAAUGUGAAGAAAACGCGGGGACGUUAACGAACGCGGAUUUAUGUACAUCGGUCGAGAAAAGUGAAAUUCAUGUCGCGAUAGAAAAGGCGCUUUCUCGAUUAAAAGGUACGGACAAAAAAUUACCACAAAUAAGUCGAAUGCGUGAUCUGCUUUCUCGCGGCAUUGGGGUGCACCAUGGAGGAAUAUUACCCAUUGUAAAAGAGGUUGUUGAGAUUUUGUUCGGUCGUGGACUGGUGAAGAUCUUGUUUGCCACAGAAACUUUCGCUAUGGGAGUAAACAUGCCUGCGCGAUGUGUAGUUUUUUCCGGUAUUCGCAAACAUGAUGGAAAGAGCUUCAGAGAUAUUUUGCCUGGAGAGUACACGCAAAUGGCGGGCCGUGCGGGAAGGCGUGGUUUGGAUCCUACAGGAACGGUUAUUAUCGUCGUUAACGAUGAACUCCCCGAUCAAACAUCGAUUCAACAUAUGAUGCUCGGUACUCCGGCAAAGCUUCAAUCACAGUUUAGGUUAACGUACAACAUGAUUCUCAACUUGCUUCGCGUUGAAGCUCUCAGGGUUGAAGAGAUGAUCAAACGCAGCUUCUCUGAAAACGCUUCUCAGAAGCUCUUACCUGAUCAACAAAAAGAAGUUGUACAGCAUGAAAAAGCUCUAUCAUCAUUGCCCAAACUUCAGUGUGAAGUUUGCUUGCCUGAUAUAGAGCACUACUAUGACGACACCUCUACCAUCGUACAACACAACGGGAGGCUCCUAGCUAUGGUCAUCAGCAACCCUUCAAAUUCAAAUAUGCUAGCAUCAGGAAGGGUAGCUGUCCUCAGAGAUUCGCAUUUCAGGUCAAAUAACGUAGCAAUUCUACUAAAAGCAGAUCUGCGACAACCUUCGAGUUUUGGCAGAAGGUUCUUUGCACUUGCUCUUGUGGACCAGAGCACCAAAAGUGGCGAGUUUGACGUCGACGAACAGUCUGUUCCCCCUCACUGGCCGCCUACGCCUGCUUCUUUACACGCAGAGAAUGCAACGUAUGAGGUUAGGAGCGUGCCUCUAGCUAGCAUAGCCCUUGUGACAAGCCGGAUUAUCAAAGUUGACACAACGAACAUUAUCGAUGUCCAUAAGAAGUCCGACCUACUUGAAGCCACGCAUUCGUUGAAGAUGCUCGUUCAGGAGUGGAUGUCCUCAGGGGCUAUACCUGAGGUGGACUGGGGUCGUAUACGCACUUUAGAAUUUCAGGAGACAUUACAGGCGAGAAAUGGCUUGGUGAAGCGUCAAAAUAGCGCAUCAUGCACCUUAUGCAUUGAUUUCAGCGAACACUACCUUUUGCUCCAUGGUCAAAAGAUUUUAAAGAAGAAUAUCUCAUUUUUGAAACUGGCAAUCUCUGACCAGAAUUUGGAACUUAUUCCCGAUUAUGAGCAAAGAAUUGAGGUACUGAAGGAGCUGAAUUUUAUUGACGAUAAUUCAACGAUACAGCUUAAGGGUCGAGUGGCUUGCGAGAUCAAUUCUACAAACGAGCUCGUUCUCACGGAGCUAAUUCUUGAAAAUACCUUAGCCAACUACGACCCUGAAGAAGUGGUCGCCUUGUUAUCGUGUUUUGUAUUCCAAGAGAAGACAGAUAUUGACCCGAUCAUUUCGCCAAAGCUAGAACAAGGACGUGAUGCUAUAGUUGCCAUACUCGACAGAAUAGGUCGUGUUCAGGACCGUCACAAAGUUGUUGUCGAAGAAUUCCGGUCCAAUCUAAAGUUCGGCCUAACGGAAGUUGUUUACGAGUGGGCUAAAGGGAUGCCCUUUGAACAAAUCACGGCUCUGACUGAUGUUGCGGAAGGUACUAUCGUUCGGGUGAUAACGCGUCUAGACGAAACAUGCCGAGAAGUGCGAGAUGCUGCCCGUGUUAUUGGCGAUGCAGAUCUAUUCAAGAAGAUGGAAGAAGCACAAAUCAAAAUUAAGAGAGACAUUGUAUUUGCUGCUAGUUUGUAUUUUUAG